This is a messenger RNA of Cydia amplana, 879 nucleotides long. RefSeq lists its product as uncharacterized. The transcript has a single exon. The coding region runs from base 1 to 879 and encodes 292 amino acids. NCBI's taxonomy places the organism in Eukaryota, Metazoa, Arthropoda, Insecta, Lepidoptera, Tortricidae. The record is from RefSeq and is a predicted model, not a curated record.
AUGAGCGACGAAAAGGAAUUUAAGGAUGUGAUCGGUGAUGAAGCAUCCGGAAAUAGUGCGGGGACAGGGUCGACAGAGUUGAUAGAAGCGACAAACAUUUUUAAGGUUGGAGUGAAAGUGCCACCAUUCUGGGCAGAAGAACCGGAGAUAUGGUUCGCCCAAGUCGAAGGUCAAUUUCAUAAUUCCGGCAUCACCAGUGACGUCACAAAAUUUAAUUAUGUGAUCUCCCACCUCGACAAUCAGUAUGCUCGUGAAGUGAAGGACCUUAUUAUCAACCCUCCCGCGUCGCAGAGAUACGACAAGCUUAAAACCGAGCUGAUCAAGAGACUGGGCAUUUCCAAUGAGAGGAAGACCAAGCAGUUGCUGAUGCAUGAGGAGCUCGGGGACCGCAAACCUUCGCAUUUCUUCCGGCAUCUUAAGGAUCUGGCGGGACCUGCAGUACCAGAUGAUUUUAUCAGGUCUAUUUGGAUGACCCGCCUUCCUCAUGGUGUGCAGAUGGUGCUCGCGGGCCAGCCAUCUUCGGCUUCGCAUGAAGAAAUCUGCGACUUAGCUGAUCGUGUUAACGACUUGGCCAGUUCUUCGCCGAAAGUCGCCGCUGUGAGUGGUGGAGCUGCGAGUUCAGUUCCCAGCGAUAUUGCCAGAGAAAUCGCAGAGCUUCGGAAACAGUUCCAGCAGUUCCAGGCGUCCGGACCAGGCAGGAGUAGCAGAUCCAGGACGCGCGCAUCUCCAGGCAAGCGUAACGCAUCCAGGCAACGAUCCCAGUCGAACUAUCGCAAGUAUCCUCUCUGCUGGUACCAUGGGAAGUUUGGAGACAAGGCCAGCAAGUGCGUUCGACCAUGCGACUUCAAGCCGGCGGAAAACGAAAGGGGCAGUCGAUAA